AUGUGGCGGUGUUGUGGCCGAUUGCACGUUGCGUUGCUGCGGAGGCGGUGGGCCUUGACUGUUUCACCGACAGGCGUUGCAGUGCGGCUGCAUGGCGCACCGACAGCCCCGCCGUGCGAGUGCCACGCCCAACGCCAUUGGGACUGUGAGACGGAACAGCUGCGAGUGUCCUUUGGAGCCAGCGGCACCUGCUGGCCGCAGUUGGGCGGUGCGAAUGGGAUGCUUCACUGCACUGGUGUUGUGAUGGCGCCUUGCAGUAGCUCCAGUGAUGGUUCCGACGCUGCAGCUCGCAGAGGAGUUGAUGAAAGGCGGCGAACAAAGUGGACUCUUGACAGUUGGCGGCAUAAAUUACUGCUGGAGGGAAGCACUAGCAGGACCAACAUGAAGCUGAAUGAUUUCCUUCGGAAUUCUGUUGGCGGCAGGGUUCUGGACACCAAUGAGAACGUCACGAUGCAGGAGUUUUUUCAGGAUCCCGAGACGUUUAUCCAAAAUAAAAGGUUAUUACGCAUAAUAACGGCAUUGCCGUCAUACCAAUUGCUGGAAAGAGAGCUUAAUGAGAGGGAAAUACUAUUGGAGGCUAUUAAUAAGCUUCAUCACGAGGGUGUGUUCUCGAUUGAACAAUGGAGGGACUAUGAAGGAAAGGAUACAAUCACUCCUUUUCCAAAAGCAAAACUAAACGCAGUUCUCACGCAGGUACUGGCAGAAACGAGGCGGAAGGCAGAGGAAAGGCGAAGACGAACGCAAGAAAUGAAAUUUACCAUUUCCACUAAUACCGAAGAUGUACUGUUUAAAGGAGAAGUCCGCUACAAGGAAAUGAAGCUGAAUGAUUUUCUUACGAUGGAAUUGGACGGAGAGGGCAUUGUGGCUACCAAUCGGGAUGUCGUGCUGGAGGAGUUUUGUAAGGAACCGGCGAGGUAUAUCCACGAUGCGGGAGUACUGAACGAAAUAACGACAACAUAUCGUUAUUUGAGGAUGGAGGAGACUGUAAAGGAUGAAAUGGAUAAGGACGAAGAUGUACGCAAGCUUCAAUAUAAUCAUGUAAGUACUCUGCUGGGUUGGCUAGUAGCUGCUCCGGAGGUAAAAGAAAUUGUUCAUGGCAUCACUGAAAGUUUUUUGGAUGCAGCCCUUGAGGAGGUGAGGAACUCAAUGAGGAUGAGUGCAGCGAUGAAACUGGAGGGAUUGUACGAGUCAGUGCACAAUGCGAGGUGGAGCCAUUUGGUGGAACUUCCUGGCGGCGAGGGGACGGGACUGGAAGUGAGGGAAAGGGAACCACCACAGUCAUGGAGGCACAGGGCAGUUGGCAACACCUUCGAAAAGGAUGACGGUGCAGAGCAAUCCGGUGCAGCGCGUCCCAGACUGCUGGUGCUCACCUCGGACAGGGGAUGGCCGUACACGUGGAAUCGGAAGGGGGUGGAAUCCACUCGUGACUGCUACGUGAACUGUGAGAUGGAGCGAGCGUGGCAGAUCGUCAAGGGCGAUCUCACCGAGUGGUUCAGCCCUCACCCUGGGGCCUACUUUGAGCCCAAGCGGCGUGUGUUGGUUGGGACGCCCGGGAUCGGAAAGUCGAUGAAUGCCGGCUCGUACCUCCUCUACCAGCUGCUGCACUAUGAUGUCAGGAAACUCCAAAUGGUUGUUUACUUUAUUGCGGAUCGAAAAUUCCUGUUUGACAAGACCAGCAGGACGGUGUCGACAUACAUGGGCGACUCCAGUAAUGAGUCUUUUGUGGGGAGUCUGUCUGACCGUGGGAUGAAGGGGUAUAUUAUUUACGAUGUGGCAGAGCCGGAUGAUGAACCGUCUAGUGAUUUGCCUCCCAGGGGAUGGGGCAUGGUUUUGGUGUCACCCCCAUUCGAGGGGAACUACAAAGAAUGGGUGAAGCGGAGCGGUGCCACAAAAAUAGUUAUGAAUUGCCCUGGUGAAAGCGAUGUGAAGGCGAUGUGUGUUUGGAUGAGGCGCCAUCAGCCCGUGCGGGAGCA
Molecule: messenger RNA, 1973 nt
Organism: Trypanosoma cruzi
Lineage: Eukaryota; Euglenozoa; Kinetoplastea; Trypanosomatida; Trypanosomatidae
Product: retrotransposon hot spot (RHS) protein, putative
Exons: 1
Source: RefSeq, a predicted model, not a curated record